Molecule: messenger RNA, 5990 nt
Organism: Anarrhichthys ocellatus (wolf-eel)
Lineage: Eukaryota; Metazoa; Chordata; Actinopteri; Perciformes; Anarhichadidae
Gene: rbfox3a
Product: RNA binding fox-1 homolog 3a
Exons: 12
Coding region: 1908-3098 (396 amino acids)
Biological process (GO): regulation of alternative mRNA splicing, via spliceosome; nervous system development
Cellular component (GO): nucleus; cytoplasm
Molecular function (GO): mRNA binding
Source: RefSeq, a predicted model, not a curated record
UACACUGUUACGUUGUUUUGUUACGUUGUUACAUUUUUACGCUAUUAUGUUAUUACUCUAACAAAAAAACAUGAUAUUUUUCUCACCUUAAGCAAACCUAACCAAUCGUUUCACACUGGUAAUACGGGGCUGAUAUGAAACAUAUUCAUGAAAUGUGAAAACACUCAAAAUGCAUACAACCGUAGUGAACAGCAGCCCUAACAUGUUUCUGAACUACCCCCAUUUCCAGAAGCACAUUCAAGCAUUAAGUUGAUUUCCAACAACCCGUACAGCUGCGUCAAUCUAAUCCAAGCUUGUCGCCUUUUUUGAGGCAGUUUUUCUGUUGCCAUUAUUCUGGCUCUGGCACAGGAAGAUAACAUCCCUCUUCUUAAUCCUGCCUAAAGAGCUCUGAUUGUCUUAGUUGUUUUUCCAACCGGGGAAACAGCCAUCAACGAGCACAACACUAGACCUUCUUGAAUCGCUGGAGAAUAAAAAAUAUAUAUAAAUAAGCCACCCGUAAAGAUAGAAAUCAUCUUGUAAGGACCAAGUUGGAUCUUUUGAGUCUCGAUCCCUCUGCAUCCGUCCCUUUAAUUCCUCCGGGCGCUCCGUGGUGGCAUGUGAUAGCAUCACGCUGGAGGAUCUAAAGAUACAGGACAUUGUAUUUUGUAGAGAUUGCAAAGCCCUUAAAGGCAAAUUUGUGACUUUGGGCUUUAUAAAUAUAAAUUGACUUGACUUGAUUGUAUUAAGAGGAAUCAUAAGAUCAAGAGGAACCACACCUUGGCGUACGCUGGCCGUGGCCCAUGUUCCACCAAUCUCUGCUGAGACAUCAAGGUUUUGAAGCUUGGGUUGUGUUGGAUGAGAUUAGAGGUAGAUUUCCCUGCGUUUCCUACAUCUUUAAGGUAAUGGGCGUCUGGCGCCUAUGAUGUAACGAAUCCAUCUUGUGCAUUCUCUUUGUCCGCUUCUUUUACAGCGGCAUUAAACAGAAUUAAUGGAGAGAAAAAAAAGAUACAUUAAAAAGGAAGCCCUGAGUUGUUUAGCGUGUGUACUGUUUAGCGUGCGCCCGACAGUGCAUGCAUGGCUGGGUGCGUAUUAACAGCUCAGUAGAAGCACGGUCAGAUGAAGAAGGAUGUCACAUAAUAACUGCCUGCUUUUGUUUCAGUGCAUUUUCCUCCGGCUUCUCAGAUAUGUAUGUCUGUUGUACAUGCUGUACAGUAUGUGUCCUUGAGCAGGCACACGGGAGAGGGAGGUGGUGCCGGCCACCGAGGAUGGGCUAUGUGUGUGUGUGUGUGUUUAUGUGUGUGUUUGCGGUGUGGGGGGGCCGCAAUUAAAAGGAAGCAUGCAGUGUCCCAUGAGGUGCUAAUGCCCAGGAUCAGCUGUUCUAAUGUCAUUCACAUCCCUUCCGUUUGAUGUAUGAAUCCAUCGGGGACUUCAUCAGUAACCCCUCCCUCACUGCUACCACCACCACUUUUAUAACCCCACCCUAACCUACCCAACCCCCUGUCGGCUCUACAACCCCUCCUCCUCCUCACCCCCCUCCUCCUCCUCCUCGGCUUGCACAGAACCUCCCCUUCUGUGUCUGAAUGCUUAUGUUGGCUUUUAUCGCGCUCAAAGUAAACAGAGUCGCGUCAGGGAUAGUGAGAGAGAGAGAGAGAGAGAGAGAGGGGGGGGGAGAGAGAGAGUCCUAUAGAGAGAGAGAGAGAGAGAGAGAGAGUGCAACAGUGAUAAAGGUGGAACAUGCACAUUGUCUGCGCGCCGCUCGCCUCCCCGCUUCAUCUUCAAUAGAGACACAAAAGCCAGCAAAAGGGAAAUUUAAAAGGCGAAGAGGAGGCAGAAGAAAAGGAGGUGAUCCGAAGAGAGAGAGAGAGAGAGAGAGAGAGAGAGAGAGAGAGUGAGAGUGAGAGUGUAGAGCGGAAGGAUCUCCCUGCUAAAUGCGCAAAGCGUCCCGUCACCCCACGCUGAGCUCCAUGGCCAACUCCGGCUGCCUGCUGCUCUCCGGCUCCGGGAUGCUACCACACUCGCUCCAGUGUCCCCCUGCCUUCCUCUACCUGCCCGAGGGUAACCAAGAGGCCACUAACCCCCCAGAAGCGAUGGCCCAGCCGUACACCCCAGCCCAGUACCCGCCUCCCCCACAGAAUGGCAUCCCCGCAGAGUUUGCGGCACCGCACCCGCUCCCGACACAGGACUACACCGGGCAGAGCCGGGUCCCCGAGCACGCCAUGACCCUCUACACGCCCACACAGACGCACAGCGAGCCGGCCGGCACUGACAACAGCACGCCCGCCAUCACCGCCACCACGACCGCACCGGUCAGUGUCCUUCAUCAUCUGCAAACACUGUUCUCAACACGCUGUCAGCAAACAGAUGAUGUGACGCAAACAGAGGGCUCUCAGCAGCUCCAGCUCCAGCACUCAGACUCUUCAGAGAAGCAGCAGCCCAAAAGGUUACACGUCUCCAACAUUCCCUUCCGCUUCCGGGACCCCGACCUAAGGCAAAUGUUUGGGCAAUUUGGAAAGAUUUUAGAUGUGGAGAUUAUCUUUAAUGAGCGAGGAUCCAAGGGCUUUGGGUUUGUAACUUUUGAAACAAGCACAGAUGCUGAUCGUGCACGGGAGAAACUAAACGGUACAAUCGUAGAGGGACGCAAAAUAGAGGUGAAUAAUGCAACAGCACGAGUGAUGACAAACAAAAAAGUGGCCAACCCUUACACGAAUGGCUGGAAGCUGAAUCCAGUGGUGGGAGCUGUCUAUGGUCCUGAACUCUAUGCCGUAACAGGGUUUCCCUACCCUGCCACAGGCGCUACGGUGGCCUAUAGGGGUGCCCACUUGCGAGGUCGGGGGCGGGCUGUGUACAACACGUUCCGCACGGCUCCUCCACCACCACCCAUCCCAGCUUACGGAGCGGUGGUGUACCAAGAUGGCUUCUACGGUGCAGAGAUCUAUGGCGGCUAUGCAGCAUACAGAUUUGCCCAGCCCACCACCCCCACUGCUUACAGUGACAGCUAUGGCAGAGUCUAUGCAACAGCAGACCCCUACCACCACACGAUUGGCCCUGCCGCCACAUACAGUGUGGGGACUAUGGCUAGCCUAUACAGAGGAGGGUACAGUCGCUUCACUCCCUACUAAAAGAAAGAAAGAAAGCGAGAAAAGACAGAGACAUUCCCCCCCCCCCCAACAAACAAAUAACAAACUAUCUUUAACAAAAGACAAACGCAAAACAAGCAAAUGCCCGGUCCUUGGUGGAGCGCUAAAUCAAACUAAAAGCUUCCAGGUCCCCCCCCCCCGACACCCUCUCAAGCAGAUAUUUCUACAACAACUCUAUUUGAUGUCAUCAUUGGUCUGCUCUUGUUUUGUAUUCAUUUUGUGCUUUUGUUUUUCCUUUUGGAAAGUUUUAUGCACAUGUGCAUUAUCUUGAUUGCUGUAUAUGGGUGCUGUGUCACCAUAACCAAUGUGAGCCUACUGCAGCACGCAUGAUGCAUGCUCAGAGGUUUGUGUAUGCAGGCCGCUGUCAUCUGACUAAGAAUAUACUGGGGCAUUCUUAGUUUUUAUUAUAUAUACACAUAUAUAUAUAUAUAUAUACCUGACAAACAGGAAGCGUACCAGGUGGGAUCAGGUUGACGCCGAUCACUGAUUCUAAUUCCUUUCCUGACGUGCAGAAACUAAACACGCUGACUAACAUGCCUCGGUGAUUCUUAGUUCAAAGACGGCACUGCUCCGAUUGCUUUUUGUUUCUUUCUUUAAAACCUCGGAGUGUCCCGACUGUUGUGCACUUACAAGCUGUACUUUGUGGUACGACAGCAUGCCGAGUAAAGCAGCUCAGAGGUCAGAUUUUCUUGUCUUGGACUCACAACGCUCACACUCCGGCUCUGUCUCCUGCAACCUAUCAACCACACGUUUAUAUGCAACUAUUCUACAUCGGCGGUCAGGGUUUGUAACGCCGGCCGGGUUGCGUUCAGGGACAAAGUCAUGUUGCGUUUCAUUGAAACACGUCCAACGUUUAAAGCUGUUUGCAUCGCUUCUCGUGCUCGACAGUGAUUCAUCUUGUAGGCUGCUGGAGGAAUCACAGAAGACUUUAAGUGUUCUCAUCGCUACUAGUCAACUCAGUUCAAUUUCUAAAAUUGGUGAAGUUCCCUUUUUACUACAGAUGAUUUUAUAAAAGUUAGCACUAAAUGUUUUGCAGUUUGUAAAACAAUUUUUCUUUCUGUUAGAAGUUGUCGACUCAGUUCUCUGCUACAUGUUGUAGUUAUAUUUGCGAUAAAUGAUGUUGUGUUUGAAUGCAUUAUAUUGAAACCCGUUUUAAAUAUUUUGUUAACAGAACCUACGUAUUGACAUGACGGAGCAGAAUUGUUAAUAACAUAAUGCAGUCCAAUGAAAUAUCACGAUACAUUACAAUUUCAGAGCAGGAUUUAUUAGAGACUGUUCUGCCACAUUAGUGCAGAUUAACAUGAAGGAAAAUACCAAAACGUUGCUGGUUCCAGCUCUGCUCUGUUUUAUUAGAGCGAUGCACCGAUCAGAUAUGAUUAAUAAGCUCUGUGCCUCGCUGUGUGGAGGAGACGGGCAUCAUUCUGUUAUGUGACUUCAACACUCUUUACUUCUUAAACUAAAUACAACAAAAGACAUCGUAGGUAUUUACUGAAUUGUUAUUUAUUAUUAAAAUGAUAAAUGAAACACAAGCAACUCUGUCAAAAAUCUUCUGAAUUGGUUUUAAUCCUUUGACUUGAUGCUCCUGGAGGUGCUUGAUUAAGUUGGUUGAGUUAUAGAUUAAUAUUUAUCUAUCUAGAAUAGUUAAGAAUGAAAUACCUUGUCCAGUUAUUUGAUCGGUGCAUAUACCUAUUUUAUCAUAUUGUAUAUUGAAAUCUCUUUGUUUCUCUUUUACACAUUUCACAGAUUAAUGAGGUAAUCGCUUCAUCAAAGAAUUAAAUUACGGAGUCGCUGAAUAGUUGCAUAUGAACUUGAUUUUGCAGGAGACACGGUUGCAUCAUCCUCACUGAUUCACCAGAUAAACUGUACUCACGGUGCACAUCGUCUCCCCACACACACACACACACACACACACACACACACACACUGGUGUGGGUUGAACCAGACAGAAGGCUGCGAGUCACCGCUCUCUCUUCUUUUUAAAGCAUUGCACAGAAUGUUUUACCUCAGGAUAAACAAACUGAACUCACAAACUACAGCACAGCGCUGCUCACUCCUCAGCAGGCGGGAGAUCCUCUCAUAACACAACCAGCAGCUUCUGUCCUCUCUGCAACACGGCUUCUUGCUUCAGCAGAGACCCCGAGAGGGGCCCAUAAAAAAAGGGCCGUACUGUUGUCUUUAUUAAAGCUACGGUAUUAUAUAUAUGUAGACAUAUACUGUAUAACUAUUUUACACUUGCACACACAGUAAGAUAUGAUAUAAAAGCACCCAGGAGACGUAAUGUACGUGUGUGUAGCCUCUUAGUCCACAUACAGUGGUUGCAUUGGCUUCUACUCCAGCUGUGUGCUACGUGAGAACAUCUGUGUGGAGCUGCUAGCUGUGCAGAUCUCAGUGCAGCGAUGGAAAUACAGCUCAGAGCUAUAUUGCCGAUAGUAUUUCAUUUAUACGUUUGUGGUCUCAAAAGAAAAAGAAAAAACAGUUUGUUGCACUUUAUUUGUUUUCAGCUUUUUCAAAACUUUACGAGAUGCAACAUAUUUAUAAAACUAUCAUAUAAAAGCUAGUAAUGUUUAGUCGAGAUGUUAAAAUGAUAUAAAGUAAUGUUGUAAUAAAAAAAAAGAAAAUUAAAACCAUAAUCUCUCAAGAAAAUCGUUCUGUGGAUAAACAAACAUCGUUCUUCCUUUUAUAUGCUGCUACGUACACCGUUUGGGCUUUUUAUAGUCUAGGAUAGAAACUUUGAUUAUAGUUCUGAACCAUUUAGACCGGCCAGAGCAUCUGUACCAGGUUCUCCUAAAAACUCUGCAGCAGAGCACACGUGUGGGUGUUAGUGACCACCAUUAGAAAGAUACAAGUGGUUUCUGAUCUGAAUGUUGAUAUAUA